UUUGACGCUUCGGUCUGGGGACAAGCUGUGCGUGAAAAUCCCGACCCUGAACGUCUAGUUCCAUACCCGAUUCGUGGCUUCGAGCAGUUGAGAGCCAGGCAGAAAGUGCACAUAGAUAAUGUUCGAGCACAAAGUCAUGCAGUGGAUGCGAUGAAAUCACGAAUUUCUCGUAUUGAAGCUAAUGUAUCAGCUGUUGCUGUGCAGCUAGCGCGCCAGAAAGUUAUUCAGAAGCAGCUUUCGCAUCGAUUACUGAGGGUCCUAUCCAUGCAACUCAUAUCGCAACGCUUCACGCAUGGAAUUGACGCCACUGAGGAAAGUAUGCAGUCAGCACUGGAGUCCAUUAAUGCGCGCUUGAAUGCUCCUCAACAGGUUAAGAGUCGAAUCGCUGAAAUUUCUGAAACUCUCCGUGUAGAGGAUGGAACGAUACGAUCAGCGCUGUCGAAAGAAUCAAACUUUCUCGAUGAAGCAGACGCGCUCAAUCUUAAAAAGUAUUUGGAUAGAUGCCAAGAUGGAUUGGAAAGUCUUGUAGCUGUGGUGGAGUCCAAAAGAGAGGAAAGGGCGAAAUCUGAAGCGCAGCGAAUAGCCAGCAUACGAGCGAAGAAGGAGCUGGAAAAACAAAGAAAUGCUAUACUGUCUCGGGCGUUGAGGGAAGUCGACCAGAAGAGUAAGCGAGUGGUGUUUCCAAUGACAGCGAUGAUGAGCUCUCAAGGGGCUUCCCAAAAAUCGUCUACUGCUCACGUGAAGCUUUUUGAGGACAGCUCAUCAGAAGAGGACGAACAAGAUACGAUAACGAUCACUAAUCGUCACGAGGGGAAAAAAGGGGAGAAACUGAUGAAGUUGGAGGCGCGUUUCAACUCUGACUCACGUUUCAAACUUGACGAAAAGUUUGUUUCUAGCGGAAGCGAAGAUGAGGACGAGGAUGGCUCUGAAAAGGAUGCCAAGGGUCAUGCGAAAGUCCGCCCUUUCACGAGGUUCGAUCCCUUCAACGAGGAGCAUGUUCGCUGGUUGAAGAAAGAAGAGGAGCUGAGAAAUGGAGCGAACGAUGAAGACAGCAACGAUGAACACGUCGUACUGAAUGAAAGUGAAGGAGGCCCGAUAAAAAAUGGCAUUCAUUAUGAGAUGCAGCCUGAUUUUGCUGAAGAGCUGAAAGUGCGCUUAGCCGGUGAGACUUCAGCUGCAGAAUCUUCCAACGCAAAUGGUGGCUUCUCGUUUCUGGCGAUGGUGGGUAGGAAAACUACAUCCGAAGAGCUGGGUCAUACGCAUGGUCAAAAAGUUGACAUUUUACCGAACAAGAAGAUGAAGAUGAUCUUGGAAAGCGUUCAGGACGACGACGGUGUUGAUACAAAGGUUGUAGUUCCUGUUAACUCGAAGUCUUCCAGUUUGGGAAGGCCUGCUAACACUGCAUUUUUCGUGACUGGCAAUGAAGAACACUUACAAAGUUUGAUCAGCAAUUUCAAGCGAACACAGCCGCUGGAGCGGAUUGUUCCGCUAUGGGCCAACCACCGAGACGUCUUCGCAAAGAACUACAAACAUCUACGGAAAGCGGCGCUCAAGGAAAACCGGCAGAAUCUCAUGCAGAGUAACGGGAAAAAUAAGGAUAAGAAAGGCUUGACGUUCCCUAAAAAGAGAGACAGUCAGCAGAAAUUAGAACAGAUCACUGCCGAGUACCGAGCCCGCGUUAAAUAUCUUCACCCUGAUAAACUCGAUGAAGCUGAUCCGAUAAAACAUGAGGAGUAUCUGCGACUGCAGUCUAUGCAUUGGAUAACUCCAAAGGAAACACCGAUGAUAUCGUCGUCAAACGCUGCGGUGCAAGUGACAUCUACGGAACCAGACAAAAAGUUCUCAAGAUGGGAAUCAGAGAGGCUCUGGUGUGGCCAAUACUGUCGGGGUUUUAUGAACGCGUAUUCUCUGGACGGUCUGGUUAUAGUAGCGCUUCUAACAACUUUGCCGAAAGGUGUCAAACAAAAGACUAAGAAGACUAAACCUGCUGGCCCUAAACGUGGACAUAACCUUUACAUACCUCCUAAAAAGCAACAUCUCAUUCAGCAAGACAAAGUAGGGGCAGAAGUUACGAAGAUUAUCAACGAGAAGAAUGAAGAAAUGGUGAAAGGUCAGGCUGAUAAUGCUGUUGGUCGUAAUCAAAAGAGCUGA
Ostertagia ostertagi is the source of this 2151-nucleotide messenger RNA. Lineage: Eukaryota; Metazoa; Nematoda; Chromadorea; Rhabditida; Trichostrongylidae. The record is from the annotation of a GenBank genome assembly.